UACAGGAAGUAGAGCCGGCUGGUGGAAACCAGUGGAAGCUUCCCAGCAGCGGUCAGUCAGCAGUCUUCAGUCUACAUCUGAGUUUUACAGCACAUCAGGAACACACAGCUGUUUAAACUCUGUGUAAAGAGUGUUUACGGAAUACAGUGGAGAUGGACGGCGGCUUCGGAAAUGACGAUCUGUUUGAUAAUAUUCUUCUGGCGGAUGAAAAGUUCAGAGGGGAGGGCUACCGUGAGGGGUUUGAGAAAGGGACCCGCCGAGGACUGCAGGAUGGACGCAGACAUGGAGCCUCUCACGGGGCCAAACUGUCCACUGAGAUUUCCUUCUACUAUGGGUUCGCCAUCACGUGGAAAUGUCUCCUCCAACAUAAUACAGAUGUCAAAUCAAGGAAGCGUAUGAAGGCGCUGGAGGCUCUGCUGGGUUUGAUCCAGAACUCCCCUCAUGAUGAUCCUCAGUCUCCACAGCUACAGGAGUCCAUGGACAAACUUCGUGCCAAGUUCAGACAGGUCUGCUCCAUGCUCAGUGUCCCGGCUGACUUCAACGAUUACGUCAAAACUUCUGAAGGGACCUCUUUCUGAGUCACUCCUGAUGAUGAGGAGGUGCUGAGCCGACCUCUGUGUCCUGUACAUGGCAGAGGGAAGUUGAGCUGCAGUCAGCCGACAGUCCUGGAGACAGUCUCCCCGGCGGCUGGGAUCGGUCUGCAGUGGAUUCAUUCAGGGUUUGGAGUGUGAAGCAGUCUUCUUUGAGUCUUUACCCUUGCUGUCUGGUGGGAAUCUGCAGUCCUCAUUAAAGUGGAUAAUCUGAGGAGACAACUGCAGUCAGUCUUUACUGUUGAAACUGCAGGGUGUGGAACUGAGUCCCAGUAAGACUUCAGAGACUGGGAACAGGAGAAAGACACUGUUUCUUGCUUGACUGUGGAAAUGAGUGGAUUUGUUGCAGUGAUGUUGAAACAACUGAACUGAAAAUCAGAAAUGUAAUAAACAGACUGUUAAAGACAAUGAUCAGGGUUUUGUUUUCAAGAAUGCUCAACAGAACAAAGAUGCCUUCAGAUAAAAUAGAAACACAGUUUGCUCUUUGGUGUCUGAAGUGUGUGUAUUCUUUGUGAGGUUUAACCAAACUGCAGUGACUGAAAUAAUGAAACAACUUGUGCCAAAUACCUUUACUCAUGUGCUCCAGUUAUCUUCAGUGUCUGCUGCUCUGUGCUCCACCACACUUCAGUUUGGAGGCUGCAUUUUGUGGUGCUGUUGCAGCUGUGUUGUGUUCAGUACGGUCAGUGUUGUGUUCAGGGACGUAUUCCAGAGGGGGUUUAGUGACAGUAAAUCCUGAGAUGAGGGAAACUCUGGGUUUUCAGUUCCAGAAACAGACGCAUCUCCAACUCGGUUACUGCGGUAACUGACUCUGUGAACCUAACCUAACCUUUUCUUCAGCACACCCUGAGUUUCUCUGCGUCUCCUCUCUCUGACAGAGGCAGACAUGCUGUCUCAUUACCUCACUGGCUCAGUCUGUGCCAAAACGUGCAUCGAAGUGUAUUCAUUUAUUUUUAUUGUCUGUCAGAAUCAAAUCCAGGUUGGAUAUUAGUUUGUUACUCAGGACGAUGUAAAGUUUCUAUGUGCUGUCGGUCAUUUCUUUGAACAGUGUUUUUGCCCUCACAUUAAAUAUCACAACAUUAAGAUGCCUUCAGCUCAGAAGAAAACCUUUUUUAUUAUAACACUGUGACACUGCGCACACGACAGCUGUUUGUUUGGUAGAGAAGUCCCACUAAGAUGGUUAAUGCACAUAAUGUGGAAUCUUUGUGCUUAACCUUUGUGCACUGCUGAGAGAAAACUUAUUUUUUUCUGCUAAGAAGAAACUUCCUACAUUAUCAUUAUGACCACAAACUUGUCAAAGGACCAUGUGUGUCAAUUUAUUUUUGGACAUUUUUGAUCUAUAUCUCCAGGGUUUUUUGUUUCCAUCAAAAUGUUUUUAAUUAAUUUCAAAUCAUUUAAUCAAAUAUUAACCCUUUACAUGUCAGCUUGUAUCAUACACCACUAAUUUGCAUUUGUUAAAAAAAUAUAUUGAAACAUUUUCAACAUACUAACAGGUGAUGAGAUUAUUCUGCUGUUAUUAUUCCAGUCUGAUAAGAGUCAGUCAUAACCCACAAUACUGAUUUUAGUGCAUUAUUUUUUGCCUGGUGCAAUGUCAGGUUUGAAUAAAAGUCCUUUAAUUUCCUCCCAUGACAAAAAAUAUGUCAUACCACCCUCCCCCUGGAAAGAUCCUGAAUUUUUGAUCAGUUCCUACUUUUUAUUAAAUAGUUAGUUAAUUAAAUUGAUCACAGGAUCAAUGAACAAUGAUUACUUACCUGUGAUGUGAUUGGUGGCAUAAUACCUUUCAUAUUUGAGACUCUAUAUUUUUGAGUGAGCAGGAUGGUGGUGCAGAAUCAAAGUGAGCUUUUAAAAAGAGUGUGUCUCGUCUGAAUGCGCUUUAACAGACUUUCAGUGGCCCAGUGUCUGUGAAUAAAGCAACUGAAUCCAGUCGAGCCAAAGAUUCAAAUAGAAGUCAAAAAAGCAGAAUCUACUGUAUUUUAACCUCAACGCCUUUUCAAGUGCAAAAUAUCCACCACAUUAUUACUGGAUCACAUUGUGACCUUACGUUCACUUUGAUGUAGAUACAUUUUUCAUCUUCAGUUGCUGCCCCACUGUUAGUGCUGCAUUCAGUGCACUGCAGUCACAGUUAUAUCGACGGUUUGAAACAGUUUCAGAGGUUAAAACUACAGUCUCAUUAUUUACAGUGAGUUCAUGAAAACACUGACAUGAACUGCUCUGACAGGUGUGAUUAGGUAAAGCUCAACAUGAAAGGGCAGAAAAAUGGACAUUUGGAGAAAGUAAAUUCUGAGUGACAGAAACCU
This is a messenger RNA of Epinephelus fuscoguttatus (brown-marbled grouper), 2884 nucleotides long. It is a transcript of the gene lto1, whose product is annotated as LTO1 maturation factor of ABCE1. NCBI's taxonomy places the organism in Eukaryota, Metazoa, Chordata, Actinopteri, Perciformes, Serranidae. The coding region runs from base 153 to 578 and encodes 141 amino acids. The record is from RefSeq and is a predicted model, not a curated record. The transcript is spliced from 5 exons.